AUGCCGUUCAUCAACUCCAAAGGCGCCUCGACACUUGGCCACACAUUCCGAAAUUUCGAUCAGACGAUCAUCACUGUGAAGGUUGGCCCAAAAGGUGACCAGGAACCGUUCAGCUGCCACAAAGAAUUGCUGCGCAGGUGCUCAGCGUACUUUGACCAAUGCUUGAACGAACAAAAAGCAUCACCGUACAAGAGUUCAGCCUCUUCGCUAGAGCUUGAGGAUGUGAGCCCUGAUGUCUUCGAUGCCUUCAUGAUGUGGCUCUACACAGGGUUCAUCCCACACCACCUGAUCGAAGGUGGGAAGGAAAUCCACCCACCGACCCAUGCAAUCAACAUGAAUGGCCCGAAUGGAGUCGCAAGGGAUCAGGAGGAGAGCGAAGAUGUUGAUACAACGUCGUGGGGUAUUAACCUCGACAACGACGACACAGCAAGCCAGACAUCAAGCGGCAAACCGCCCAGCGUCUCCGAACCAGCAAGUGCAGACAAAGUCUCCGGCGAUGCAAGCGACGUUGCGAAACCCACACCAUCACCACCAGUUCGAAAUCCCGCCGAGAAACCCGAAAUUCCAAAGGAAACACUCUGCCCCUGCUGCUCGCGCCCCUACAAGUGGCGGGGCCUCGAGGGAUUCUUAGAGCGUCGCUUCAUCUCUCUCUAUGUUUUCGCGCACCGUUAUGCCAUCCCUGCGCUUCGGCGCGCAGUCCUUCUCGCCUGGCAGACAAAUGAUGAACUCUUACAAUCCAUGCCCGACCACAGCAACGUCAUCGCUGCGUACGCCGACCUGCCCCCAGACUCGCCUCUGUGCAGGUACUUCCUGGACAUGUAUACUGUCUACUGGAACCCGGAUAAAGACAACGAGUUUGCUAUUCCGUUGAGGAGUCAGCUGCCUCAAGCUUUCUUAUUCGAGCUGGUGACGAUGCUGGCGAGGGGUGAGAGGCCGAAGACAGAGAAAGAAUGGUGUGAAUUCCAUGAACAUGAAAGCGAGGAUGAGAAGAAGGCUUGUUGUGAUGGGUUGGCAAAGGAUCCGGUGGCGGCUAAGGCUUUGAGGAGGAUAAGGGACAGCAAGGGGUGGAAGGGAUUGGUGUUGAAGAAGGGGAAGCGAUGA
Molecule: messenger RNA, 1101 nt
Organism: Ascochyta rabiei
Lineage: Eukaryota; Fungi; Ascomycota; Dothideomycetes; Pleosporales; Didymellaceae
Exons: 2
Coding region: 1-1101 (366 amino acids)
Molecular function (GO): protein binding
Source: RefSeq, a predicted model, not a curated record